Molecule: messenger RNA, 5983 nt
Organism: Dunckerocampus dactyliophorus (ringed pipefish)
Lineage: Eukaryota; Metazoa; Chordata; Actinopteri; Syngnathiformes; Syngnathidae
Gene: fnbp1b
Product: formin-binding protein 1
Exons: 19
Coding region: 322-2358 (678 amino acids)
Biological process (GO): signal transduction
Molecular function (GO): protein binding
Source: RefSeq, a predicted model, not a curated record
UCACCACCCACCUCCAGUUCAGUUCAACCCCCCUUACCCCUGCAUCGUGAACGCGCGCAGCACGGAGCAGCUGUCAUUGAGUGGAGGCGGGGGCGCGCGCGCACACCGCAUAGAGAGGGAGGCUAUGCUGUGUGAGGAUUACUCUGCAACAUCUUGGCCAUCUUGAAGCAGGCAAGAUGAGACGUUGACACAAAAGCCACACAGAAGACUGGACUCGUUUUUUGGUCUUCUAGUUUUUGGCUGGCGAGAACGGAAAAGACAACAAAAGACGUUAUUGUGUGCGUGAGUCGUGGAUUAUUCCGAGGACAUCGUCCUGAAACCAUGAGCUGGGGCUCAGAGCUAUGGGAUCAAUUUGACAAUUUGGAGAAGCAUACGCAGUGGGGGAUCGAGUUUGUGGAGCGGUACACCAAAUUUGUCAAGGAGAGGUCAGAGAUAGAAAGCAACUAUGCAAAACAAAUUAGAAAUUUAUCAAAGAAGUACCAACCCAAGAAGAACUCUCGAGAAGAAGAAGAAAGCAAGUACACAUUCUGUCGAGCCUUCCUGACCACGCUCAACGAACUCAACGACUAUGCGGGGCAACACGAGGUGAUUGCCGAGAACUUAACGUCACAGAUCAUCACUGAGCUUUCGCGCUACCUGCAGGAGAUCAAGGCCGAGAGGAAAUCGCACUUUCACGAUGGCCGCAAAGCACAGCAGCACAUCGAGUGCUCGUGGAAACAGCUGGAAUCGUGCAAAAGGAAGUUUGAGCGUGAUUGCAAAGAGGCAGACAAAGCACAGCAGUACUUUGAGAGGAUGGAUGCUGACAUCAACGUGACUAAGGCUGAUGUGGAAAAGCGAAGUUCCCUCAAGGCACGGCAGCAAGCUCAGGUCAGGCACCAGAUGGCGUCCGACAGCAAGAGCGAUUACUCGUCCUACCUACAAAAGUUCAAUCAGGAGCAGAAUGAACAUUACUACACGGUGAUCCCCAACAUCUUCCAGAAACUUCAAGACAUGGAGGAGAAGAGGAUCGAGAGGAUAGGAGUGUGCAUGAAGACGUUUGCCGACUUGGACCGCCAGGUCCUGCCCAUCGUGGGGAAAUGUUUAGACGGCAUGACGACGGCCGCCGAGUCCAUCGAGCCAAAGACAGACUCCAAACAGGUGGUGGAGUCUUACAAGUCAGGCUUCGAGCCCCCGGGAGAUGUGGAGUUCGAGGACUACGGGCAGGCCAUGAAGAGGACGGUGUCCGACACGAGCCUGACCAACUCACGGGAGGGCAAGGAGAGGCCGUCGGGCAAGAGCAAGGGCAAACUGUGGCCUUUUAUUAAGAACAAAAACAAGCUUAUGUCCCUGUUAACGUCCCCACGCCAGCCCCCACCUGCUCCCCCAGCCUCAUCCCCGCCCUCACCCUCUACUGUUCCCAACGACUCCCAGUCUCCCAAGCAGCAAAAGGAGCCCCUCUCCCACCGCCUCAACGACUUCAUGGCGUCCAAACCCAAAAUGCACUGCCUCCGGAGCCUGAGGCGAGGGCAGCAGCAAUCGCCGCGCUCGCUCGCUUGUCACAAAGAGCUCAUGAAGAGGACUCUGGGCCGGCCCACGUACGCGUUUGAAGCCAGGCAAUACGUCCUUUCUCUCAAGCUGAUCACACUCAAUUCCCACGUCCGGAAUCUCAUUGAGGGUUCUGGACCCGAGGACUUCAGCCACCUUCCGCCAGAGCAGAGGAGGAAGAAGCUGCAGGCCAAGCUGGACGACCUCAACAAAGACAUCCAAAAGGAGAUGGACCAGAGGGACGCGCUCACAAAGAUGAAAGACGUCUAUGUGAAGAACCCGCAGAUGGGAGACCCUACCAGCGUGGACCCUCGGCUAGCAGAAAUCGGGCAGAACAUCGAGAAGCUCCAGUUUGACGUGCAGAAAUUUGAGGGCUGGCUAUCUGAGGUGGAGGAGAGGAUGCCGUCCAAGAGUGACACGCACCGGAGAAGCAUAGUCUACGAGAGCCAGAACAGCACGGCGGUGAACAACAACUGUGCGCAAGACAGAGAGAGCCCGGACGGCAGCUACACAGAGGAGCAGAACUCAGAGACGCACGUCAAAGCCAACGCCAACCCCAACCCCACGUCCACCACGCCGGAGUUUGACGACGAGUUUGAUGAUGAAGAGUCGCUGCCCACCAUCGGCACCUGCAAGGCCUUGUACCCUUUUGACGGCCACAACGAGGGCACCAUCUCAGUGGCGGAGGGCGAGCUGCUGUACGUCAUCGAGGAGGAUAAAGGCGACGGCUGGACACGAGUGCGCAGGAACGAGGAUGAGGAAGGAUACGUCCCCACGUCCUACGUUGAGGUCUUUUUGGGAACCAACGCCAAAGGUGCUAUGACAUACAUUUAACAGACAGUGCGUAUGUGUGUCGUUUUUUUCUUUUUUUUUUUUAUACCGUCAGUCAGAAUGGUGUAGUUCCAAUCCACACAGUCCGCUACCACGUCCUGUCUCUUCCCGAGGGAAGGAGCAGUCCAGCAGAAUUCCUCUUUUGUGCCUCAUUGAGCUCAGUGUUAGGAAAGCAAGGAACAAGCACUGCAGUGCCACCUAGUGGUCAAAGACAACCUCAUCACAAACAGUAUUUGACUUUUUAUUUGGAGGGGGUCAAGAUUUCAACUGCUGUAUUGUAAUAAAUCACACACACGUGAAUGUAACGUGCACAUUUGUACUGCUAAUCGGAACGCAUGCUAAAUGUGUAACGACGACAACGUUUCAAUCUGCUGUAAAGUGUUUUCAGAUAUGUGAAAAGUUAUUUUUGUAGGUUACUGUUAAACAAAAUAUAGGUAAAUCCCCAUUUAAAGAGUGGCAUGCUGUAGAGCUAUAAUAUAUUUGACUUUUUAAUGACUAUAAGUAGCGGCUGCUGUUUAAAAUUAGCCUUGUAAAUAAAGUCAGGCAGGUGCAGUUCACAUGUGAUGCACUUUAAAUAAAUCAGUAACAAGCUGAAACACACAUUAUUGUUAUUAUUGAACUUAAAAGACACCGCAAGAAAUCUUCUAACAUCCAACCAGUAAUGUAAAAUGGGAAGAAGAAUGCUAACUGUAUUAGCUUGAGCUACUGCAGUGACUCACUGUCACCCCCUGAGGAGUAAAGUGGUAUACGUCUGACACUACUGUACCUUGUAAGUGGAAAGCUGAAAUACACUUUUAUUAUUUUCUUAAAAAGACGCCAAAAGAAACCUUUUCAUAUCCAAUAAGUAAAGGGUCAGAAAAAUCACAGACGACGAAUGCUAGCUGCAUGAGCAUGAACUACGCAGCUGGUCACUGCUUUGAAUAAAAUGCUGUAGUGUGACCCCCCCCCGAGGAAGACAGUGGUAUUACGUCUGACAUUACUGUACCUCGUAAGUUCAAAGCUGAAAUACACUUUAUUUUCCUUAAAAGAACCCAAUGACAUUUCCCCACAUCCAAUCCCAGAAAAAACACGUGAAGGAGAAGAAUGCUAGCUGUAUUAGCAUGAGCUAUGCAGUUGGUCACUGCUUUGAAUAAGAUUCUGUAUUGUGACUCACUGUUACCCCCCUGAGGAGGAAAGUGGUAUUACGCCUGACGCUAUUGUCCCUUGCGCAGUAGUUUCCCCCCUCUCAUAGUGUACGUUUAAAGUACAUCAAUGACUCACGUGGAGUUGGCUUGCUGUCUUUUUCCCCUCCAUCGCCAUCUAAUGUUUCUUUUUCUUUUUGUCACCUGUUUUGUUUGUUAUUUCCUUUCCUGCGUUGCAGAUUCCUAAAAGUGCGAGGCUGGCUGAGGAGUGGCAGGGCAAGCAGCCUCAGAGAAAUCACCGAGACGGCCAAUUAGAACGAAUUUUCCACGCCCCACACACACACACACACAGUAUUUGGAGAAAUCCAAAUUGUUAGUGCUUGUCAUCCUAACAGCUCCUGCCGUAAGGACACAGAAUUCCGCUUUGCGACUAACCCGCAUUGCUCUCAGCUCAGUGGGCGUGGUCAGAGAGAGGACCACUGGAGGAGGCCCCGCCCCCUGUUGCAUCACCACCACCCCCACCCCAUCCAACAUGCUGUGUGAAUGUGUGACUGCAGGAGCUCCGCCCACUGCGGGAGGCGGAAGUGCUCACAGUGCUUACGCUCAUCAGUCCGUCAUGUCGCUGGUGUCUGCUCCUCUCUCUGACCUGAUGCCACCACGCCCCCGUCCACCCACGCUCCUCCCCGCCCUCACCUGCACAGCUCCCCCACUCCACAUCCCCUCCACCCCCCUGCAGGCUAGCACCUUGGCUGCCAUUUCUGCAGCCGUUUGGGUCGCGUUGUGGUGCGCUGCAUGCUUGCCCUGUCUUCCUCCUCGCCCCCCUUGGCCCAAGGGGCGGCCACGGGGUUGGUGGCGGUGGGGUGCCGGGUCACCCCCCUCCUUCCCGCCAGCGUUUACGUUGAGUUAACCCCCCAUUGCCUGAUCAAACUCACAUAACCUGAAUGCCACCAGAGAGCAUGUCAGCCACCCCACCCCCAUGUCCGCCCACCCCUAGCGUCAGAACACAAGCAGGACCCCAAGAUAAAUAAGUGAGAUCUUGAUUGCCUUGUGUUCUGCUGUGUGUUUUACUUUUGUCUGUUGUCAUCACAAACAACUGCUCCUCCCCGUCUACUGUAUAUGAGAAUAUACUGUGAGCCUGCGUCAUGUGAUCAGAAUGAGACACUUCCUGCUCACUCUCCCAAAAAGCACCACACUGUCAAGACUAAACUCAGCCAGUUAUGUCCAACCAUCACAACGGCACAUAUGUCUUUUUUUAUUUUCAUUUUAUAAUUGACAUUUUUGUAGGAUUAUUUUGAGCUGAAAACGCGUUUAUUGCGUCUUCUGCCCGGGACGGGCCUGAAACCCUUUUACUGCAAAUAGGUGGCGUACGACUCCCAAGUACGCAGGAGCGUUAGGGUCACACUAAAAAGAAAAACAAAAGUAUCAAAGAUGCUCAAGGCGGUCAUGUUCCGAGAAUAAAGUUGCGAUGUUAGCAGGUUCAUGCCGGAACGUUACAACAAUAAAGUUGUAGUAUUACGAUGAAUACGUUACUGGUAAGACUAACAGAAAAGUCAUUUUAUGGGAGUAUUCAGAGAAAACCUUUAGAGGAAAACUGCACUUUUUUGUUGGAAUUUUGCCCAUCAUUCACAAUCCUUUUGAGACAUGAACACACGUCUUUCUCUUUUCUGUGUGUUCUAAAGAUAUAAAAACUGCUAAAAAGAGGCAGCUAAGAAUGCAUGUAAUGGGACACACCUCUGAAAACCUCCAAGCUUUUAUGGUUUGAUAUCCAUGAUGUGAGCAUGUAGUAACAGGCACAUUCAUGAUAACGUGAUAUUUUGCCGUAUUUUGGUCAUUUUAAGCAGUAGCAAACCUUACUUCUGGGCGCAUUGGUUUCACAUAGCAACAUAGAAAGGAGCGCUGCACCAAACACAGCAGCAGUGGCAGCAGCUCCAAUAUGUGGCGCUACCUUUCGGUAGUGGCCUGAGGCGUGACUCCGUGGGCGAGUGUGUGGUAGCCGCUAGCCGGCUGGUAGAUAGCCGGUGUGGUGUAGCGAGGUGUCACUAUGCCAGUAACGUACUUCUUCAGCGUGAGAAUGUCACUGUAGUUUGAUUAAUAUGCAGGUCACAUCAGGUAAAUGGAGUGUUGUUGGCAGUUUUGGGAGUUUCUUUCUUCUUUCUUAUUCCCCCGGAAUAGGUGUGUCCCAGUACGUACUUUCGGGCCUGCCUCUUUUUAGCAGUUUUUAUAUGGUUAGAACGCACAGUAAAGAGAAAGACGUGUGUUCGUGUCUCACGUAAGGAUUGUGAAUGGCGGGCAAAAUUCCAACAAAAAAGUGCAGUUUUCCUUUAAUGUUAAUGCAGCAAAAUCAAAAAAAGAUGCCAUAAUUCUACCAACCAAUGUUUGAAACAAAAAUGUUGUAAUAUUAGGAGAAACAAAGGCAACGUUACGAGAAUUAAGUCGUAAUUUAUAUAUAUGUAUAUAUAUAUAUGUAUGUAUAUAUAUAUAUAUAUAUAUAUAUAUAUAUAUAUAUA